Messenger RNA from Ilex paraguariensis (yerba mate), 1345 nucleotides. NCBI's taxonomy places the organism in Eukaryota, Viridiplantae, Streptophyta, Magnoliopsida, Aquifoliales, Aquifoliaceae. The record is from the annotation of a GenBank genome assembly.
AUGGAUCUUAAAGAAGUGCACUUAACUGCUAAUUCUCUACACAGAAUGCUGCUGACUUUCAGUGAGCAGACCAAAGGUAAAAAAUUUCCGGAGAAUGCUUCAGACCAGGAAAUGCUUGAAAUAGUUAUGGGCAGAGUGGUGGGUGCCCACAAACGGCCAUUCCUGGCUUGGCUCCGAGAAAGAACUGUUGCCAGACAUUCAUCGCAUGGUGCAAUGGUGAAAGCUGUGCUCUUCAAGAAUGGAAAACCCAGGUAUGAGAAGGAACUUAUGCAUCCAAUUCAGAAUCUUGUUGGGGGUGAGCUUGUUCGUGCUUUUCUUAUCCAGUGGGGUCCAGUUCUGACAUGUGACAAUGAGAUGUUGCCAUGGCAGGUUCAAAAGCUAAAAUUGGAUAUUGAGACGGCAAUGCUUGAGCUGGACCAGAUACUUAGGGCAAACGAAAUCAACUUUGCCAUUCUAGCUGCUUUACCAGCUUUCUUUCUCUCCCUUAUUUUGCUCAUGCUAGUGCGUGCAUGGAUUAAACGGGAUACUAGAGCAGAAGGUAGGGGAAGGAUUGCUCGACUCCAACGAAGGUUACUAAUAGUGGAGGUUGAGAAGAGCAUUAUGCAGUUUCAAAUUUACAUUGAUCAAGGACUGGAAAAAGAUACUCAAAGCAUGUUUGGAUUGGUUUUGUAUAGUCUGGAUCGCCUGUACUGUGCUGUGGAGAGGCAUGCAAAGGCAACCGGUGAAUACCAAUGUUUGAGGCAGGAUAUUAUUGAUCUAGCGAAGCCAGGCCUUCAAACUGCCUACAAGCUCACUAUUACAUCACGCAUGGAACGGGUCUAUGACUGCUUGCUUCCUUCAUCAAAACGUUAAUAGCUUUGCAACCCUGUGUGUGUGCUUUACUUGCAAGACGACUGAAUAGGGAAAUGGUGUCCUUUCUUGCAAUAUUCUUCUAGGAGAUGCUAAAAUGUUUUUUCCUCUUGGCACAGUUCCAUGUCCACUUGAUUUUGCUCAAUAGGCUACUGAUAUUUCUGCAAUUGCAAUAUCUAUCUUGAUCAAUAUGAUUUUUGGGCAGCACGGAAAAUGCGUAACUCCAGCUUCUUGGGUAUUGAAAUUGAUUGUAGUUAUUGCAAUUCGAAGAGAGUUCAAGCCUGGACUCUAUGCCAGGGUUCUCUUUGAUCUAUUGCGGAGUGGAAAAGUAAAGGCAAAAACACGUUCUCCUUAGAUGUUUUAAUAACUUACACUAUGGAAUGAAUUUCCAAAGGAAGUAGACAAAUUUUGUUUCGCAGGCGGAUGAGUUAGUUUUAUUUUCAGUAAUUUAUUCAUUAAUGUUUGGCUACUCGUACAAUUUAAAAAUUCAAUGUUG